Messenger RNA from Botrytis cinerea B05.10, 1163 nucleotides. RefSeq lists its product as hypothetical. The transcript has a single exon. Lineage: Eukaryota; Fungi; Ascomycota; Leotiomycetes; Helotiales; Sclerotiniaceae. The coding region runs from base 281 to 955 and encodes 224 amino acids. The record is from RefSeq and is a predicted model, not a curated record.
GAUUCAAUAUCAACGAAGUUCUCUAACUUUCAAGCCUUGUGUUGGCAUUCGCGCUGCAAGUCAAGCAUAUAUAUUGUCAUCUCAGCCUUAUCUUCUGGCAACAUCCAACGUCUCUUCACUUUUCGUAUCAUUAUAUACUUACUACCUUAGCAAGCCAAUCCAAUCGGUCUCCUUCGGUUAACACAGUCACCAUUCAUUCCUAACCCAUUUCGUAAGUCAUUCGCCUAAGCCUUGUCGGACGCCUCAUCUAAUAUUCCGAAAGUUCUUUUAGCCUUUCAGGAUGGCUCCUCCAGUUUAUAAUAAUAACUCCGAAGAGACUUAUCAGCACAAUCUAGAUGAAUGGACCGUCAUUUGUCAAUUUUGUCUUAAACCCGUCUCGGCAACCAGACCUCCUAUUUACAACGAGGUCAACUGUAGUUGCUCAGAGCUUGGCACUCAUUCUACUGGCAUCAAUCCGGCUACUCAGCCUGAUGUUCAGAUGCUAGAGCCAAAUAUCACCAUCUAUGAAGAGCCUGCCUAUGCAUAUCAGUGUUCUAUCCCGGGAUAUGUUUCCUCCUAUAACCAGACUUCAAUUCCGUAUAAAGAGCUUCUUGUAUAUGAGAACAGCAACAACUUUCGGGACUUGAACAUCAACUGGAAUAAAGAUGAUCUCAAAAAUAGUACCAAAAAUACGCAAAACCAGCCAUACUCUGUCGAAGGCUACUCAUGGGCUCUCAAUUCCUGGCUGAAGGAAAACGAGUCUUCAUGUACUCUCGCAUCCAAAUCUUCAUCAAUGAAGGCGAAGAAGGGAAGCAAGCGAGGUGAAUCCGGUCUUCAUAACUCAGGUAGUAGUGUAGAACUCGAACACACGGGAUGGGGACCUGAUCCUUUCACAGAGACUGGAGCUUGGACUGGUGAAAAAUACCAAGACACAAUUGAGAGCACAUUGUCUAUGAGUGGCAUGAUCAAUUCUUAGUCGUGUCACUUAGCGUAGUGGUUUUGGUUCCGAUUUGGUAUGAAUAGUCUAGGAACUUGGUCUUGGGAGUAAUGCUGGAACAGGUUAUGUAUUAUGAAAUGGUUUAUUGGUUCGGCAAUCUUUGAUUUUUGGUGCAAGGAGUGCUGGCAUGGGGGUAAAUUGACUUGGUAAUAAACUUUCGUUAUGGACCUGCGAGACUUGGGUGCCA